CCGCCGUGUGGCUAAAACGCUUUUGGCAACGGUCCAAAUACGUUAAAUUACGUCGGCAAGAUUCGAAAGAAAUAAACGGAAGAGUCCAAUGCGGGUUCGCCCUUUAAUUCAAAAGGCAAUGUUUCGAGUAAGUGCAGGAUCACAAUGGUAAGAAUUGAACAACAACUGAUUUAAGGACAUUUUACAACCACAACGAGUUCAAAGUUCAGUUGUUUUCUGUGUACAGUUUAACAACUCCUCCUCAGGAUGGGGCCUGUCUUGUUGCUCUGGCUGGCCGUGUGCCUCAGCGGGACCUGGGCUGUGGACAAAGGCAACUUCAAGACCUGCGAUCAAAGCGCUUUCUGCAAGCGGCAGCGAGCAGUGAAGCCUGGUGAGUCCCCUUAUCGGGCCCUGCUGGAAACCAUGGAGUUGACCAACACCAGACUCACCCUGCAGCUCAUCAAUGACAAUAACAAGGUGCGUCUCCUGCUCGAGCUCUACCGUCUCCAGGGAAACAUAACGAGGGUGAAGAUUAACGAGCUGAAGCCUCUGAAGCCUCGCUAUGAAGUCCCAGACGUGCUCAUCAGAGAGCCGCCUACCGAGCCUCUCAGUCUGCUGUCCCAGGAUGAGAACGGGGUGGUUCUGUCCCUUGGAGCAGAGUCCCAGCGGGUCAUCAUCAGCGCCCGGCCCUUCAGGCUCGACAUCGUGGAGGGACGCGAAGUGCUGAUGUCCCUGAACUCACGUGGUCUGCUUGGUUUUGAGCACCUGAGGAUGCGCAAGGACACUUUCUCCUAUAAAGUAACUAGCACAGUGGCUAGCGUGUGGGAUAAUAUCAAGAGGGUAUUCUCUAGUCAGGCUGACCCGGAGGCUGAGAACAAAGAGGGGACAGAUCCAGCAAACCAGGCUGAGACUACAACAGAAGAGGAAGAGAAAGUAGAAGACGGGAUGUGGGAAGAGACCUUUAAAUCGCACACAGACACCAAGCCAAAUGGUCCAUCUGCUAUCAGUUUAGACUUUUCAUUGCCGGGCGUGGAGCACGUCUACGGCAUCCCAGAACACGCCGACACCCUCAAACUUAAAACAACAGACAGUGGGGAUCCAUAUCGGCUCUAUAAUCUGGAUGUUUUCCAGUAUGAACUGUAUAACCCUAUGGCCCUGUAUGGAGCAGUCCCAGUUAUGUUGGCACACAACGUUCAGCGUACUACAGGCAUCUUCUGGCUCAAUGCUGCAGAAACCUGGGUGGACAUAAGUUCAAACACAGCAGGAAAGACUGUGUUUGGGAAAAUGCUGGAUUACGUUCAGGGCUCCAGUGAGACCCCACAGACGGAUGUUCGUUGGAUCUCAGAGAGUGGAAUCAUAGAUGUCUUCCUCAUGCUGGGACCAACUCCCAGAGACGUCUUUUCUCAGUACGCCUCUCUAACAGGCACCCAGGCCUUCCCUCCUUUGGCCUCACUGGGCUACCACCAGUGCCGCUGGAACUACAAUGACCAGGAAGACGUGCGUUCGGUGGACGCUGGCUUCGACGAGCACGACAUUCCCUACGACUUCAUCUGGCUCGAUAUUGAGCACACAGAUGGGAAGCGCUACUUCACCUGGGAUCCUCACAAGUUUGACUCACCAAAGGAAAUGCUGCAGGGUCUCUUGGACAAAAAACGUAAGAUGGUUGCAAUCGUGGACCCUCACAUCAAAGUAGACACCAACUAUAAGAUCCACAAUGAGAUCCGCUCUCUGGGUUUCUAUGUGAAAAAUAAAGAUGGUGCAGACUACGAAGGCUGGUGCUGGCCUGGUAAUGCUGGUUAUCCAGACUUCACCCGUCCUGAUAUGAGGGCCUGGUGGGCCAGCCAAUUUGCUUAUGAUCAGUAUGAGGGCGCCACGGAGAACUUGUAUACGUGGAACGACAUGAACGAGCCUUCUGUGUUCAACGGGCCUGAAGUCACCAUGCACAAAGACGCCAUGCACGGAUCCUGGGAGCACCGCGAGGUGCACAAUUUAUACGGCCUUUAUGUGCACAUGGCCACAGCACAGGGUUUGUUGGAGAGGUCUGGGGGAACUGAGAGACCAUUUGUCCUCACCAGAGCUGUCUUUGCUGGUUCACAGCGCUACGGUGCUGUGUGGACUGGAGAUAAUGCUGCUGAGUGGGAUCAUCUGAAGAUCUCUAUCCCCAUGUGUCUGAGUCUGGGUCUGGUGGGAAUCUCUUUUUGUGGUGCUGACGUUGGUGGUUUCUUUAAGUCUCCGAGUACCGAGCUGCUGGUGCGAUGGUACCAGACGGGGGCCUACCAGCCUUUCUUUAGGGCCCACGCCCACAUGGACACGCCUCGCCGUGAGCCUUGGCUGUUUGGACCAGAAAACACAGCUCUGAUCCGUGAAGUCGUGCGCCAGCGCUACACGUUCUUGCCUUACUGGUACCAGCUGUUCUACCAUGCAUAUCACACCGGAGAGCCCGUCAUGAGACCGCUUUGGGUGGAGUAUCCCCAGGAUCCUGCUACUUUUGCUUUGGAUGAUGAGUUCUUGCUUGGUCGAGACCUCUUGGUGCAUCCUGUAACUGAAGAGGGAGCCAGAGGAGUCACCGCUUACCUGCCUGGGAAAGACGAGGCCUGGUUUGACAUCCACACCUUCCAGAAGCACAAUGGGGGACAAAACCUGUAUAUCCCUGUCACCAUGAGCUCUAUUCCGGUGUUCCAGCGCGGCGGCUCCAUCAUUCCCAGGAAGCUCAGAGUUCGCCGGUCCUCCACCUGCAUGGAGCAUGACCCGUACACUCUGUAUGUGGCCCUCAAUAAUCAGAGAACCGCAGAAGGAGAGCUGUACAUAGAUGACGGCCUCACGUUUACCUAUGAAAAGAAGGAGUUUAUCCACAGGAGGUUUUCCUUCAUCAAAAACGUUCUCUCCUCUGUUAACCUUGAACCUGACGCCCAGUUUACAACCAAGUCCUGGGUGGAACGCAUCGUCAUACUGGGAGCCAGUAAACCCAGCAUGAUCACUCUUAAAUCUGCUGAUGGUAAGGAGAACCAGCUGGAGUUUGAUUUCGACGCCUCCAUGUCUGUGUUGACGAUCCGCAAGCCCGGCAUGAACGCGGGGGCUGACUGGACCGUGACCCUUCAGUAACUGCAGAGACUAAGACAGAAAAAGAUGAAACUAGACUGAAGCAGAAGGAGAUGGAGAGAGAAUAGACAGAAUACCCUAAUCCUCCAGACUAACUAGAGCAGGAUCACAGAGUAACUGCACAAACACACUGAUUAGUUUCCAUCCACAUUAACGUUUGUUAAACUAAGACACAGAACUCUGCCAUUUCCCUUUGUGUUCAGUUCCACUGUAAGACCUGACGAUAACGAUUAAAAAUUACUACUAGAUAGAUAAAGUUUGUCACAUUUUUCAGGGAAGAAACAAUGGAGUGGGUCAAGCCCUGUCACUUUUACAAAACUUUGGCAUUGUAUUUCGCUAGUAAAUCUUCCUCUUGGUUUAGCACACAGUCUGCCUCAGAUGAUAAACGCAUCACUGUAAGGGGUUGUUGGUGUUUAUAAUGAAAGCCAACAUCACACACUCCACCUGCUGCUGAUCCCUUUCUGGAUUUAAAGAAACCCAUAUCAUUCCUCUUCUAAGCAAAAUCCUCAGAUCAGAAAAGAGCUCAGCCUUCUUUCCUCGUGUGACUUUAAACAGUUUAACAGCAGUCUCCUUUUAUGGUUUCUAAUCUUUAAUCAAAGCAGUUUCCAGAUCCACAAACACGUCUUUAUUUAGCAUUCCACAGCAGCUCAUUUUCAUCCCGCCUGUCUUUGAGUUGUCACUCUUGAAUGGAAAUAAUUGUUCUCAUUGCUUCUGUGUUGAAGUAAUUUUCUUUAUGGCACGGGAGGGUUGGAGGUUAAACUGGAAAUCACCUCAGGGGAUGGAACCACUGGCUGUGGAUCAUUCUGCGGAUGUGUUUUCACUUUUUAGCUAUUUUUCUUCCCAACGUAGGCUGUUUUUUUUAUUGCACUUAAAGAAGGGUGAGCCCUCAAAAGAUAUCUAGAUUUUCAUGUGUUUCCUAGGCAUUAGUUGAAAUUUAAGGUAUUCUUAUCAUUUGGGUUUUGAUAAUUAGAUCAACUACAAUCAAUGAAAGCUGUUCAGGUUACAGUGGUCCACUUAGUCAUCUGAUCUACAGAAACAUCUAUCCAGAAUGUACAUCCAUCUGCCAUCAAGUCAAAUCGUAUUUGUGCAAGUUUGAUUGUUUUUAAGAGCAUAAAUGUUUCUGCUGCAUCUUUUGUUUUUUUAAUAGCUUGAAUUGGUGAAAAUGAAAGUUAAGGACUGCACUUAAGUUGUCAAGGUUGACUGAUGUACUCUAACAGAUGAGACCAAGUGAAAAUAAAGUUGACCAAAUGUGAAAAAUAA
Molecule: messenger RNA, 4338 nt
Organism: Girardinichthys multiradiatus
Lineage: Eukaryota; Metazoa; Chordata; Actinopteri; Cyprinodontiformes; Goodeidae
Gene: ganabb
Product: glucosidase II alpha subunit b
Exons: 25
Coding region: 247-3081 (944 amino acids)
Biological process (GO): carbohydrate metabolic process; N-glycan processing
Cellular component (GO): glucosidase II complex
Molecular function (GO): glucan 1,3-alpha-glucosidase activity; carbohydrate binding
Source: RefSeq, a predicted model, not a curated record